This is a messenger RNA of Sceloporus undulatus (fence lizard), 1484 nucleotides long. It is a transcript of the gene UPK1B, whose product is annotated as uroplakin 1B. NCBI's taxonomy places the organism in Eukaryota, Metazoa, Chordata, Lepidosauria, Squamata, Phrynosomatidae. The record is from RefSeq and is a predicted model, not a curated record. Bases 57 to 890 code for a protein of 277 amino acids. Gene Ontology annotation, cellular component: membrane. The transcript is spliced from 9 exons.
UAUCUGGCAGCUGUAGAUGUGAAGAGAGAUGAACAAACACACCAGACCGAGACUGGAUGAUCUAUGUGCUGCACAGAAAACAUGCCAGACUCUGUGACCAGUUCAAAAUGGCAAAAGGUGAUACUGGUGUAAGAUGUUUCCAAGGCCUACUGAUCUUGGGGAAUGUUGUUCUGGGGUGUUGUGGCCUCGCACUCAUGGCAGAGUGCAUAUACUUCGUAUCAGAUCAACACACAUUGUAUCCAUUGCUGGAAGCUACUGACAAUGAUGACAUCUAUGGAGCUGCCUGGAUUGGGAUCUUCACUGGCUUCUGUUUCUUUUGUCUAUCUGUCCUUGGUAUUGUUGGUGUCUUGAAGUCAAACAGGACAAUGCUAUUGGUGUACAUCAUUCUGAUGAUGAUUGUCUUUGCUUUUGAAGUUGCCUCCAGCAUCACAGCAGUUGUGCAUCGAGACUUUCUCACACCCAAUCUCUUCUUGAAGCAAAUGCUGGAAAAAUAUCAGAACCCAAAUCCAGAGAACAAUGAUGACAAAUGGAAGAGUGAGGGUGUCACCAGGACGUGGAAUCGUCUCAUGGUGCAGGAUGACUGCUGUGGUGUGACUGGCCCAAGAGACUGGCAGAACUAUACCUCUGUUUUCAGGACAGUGAACAAUGAUGCUGAUUUUCCCUGGCCACGGCAGUGCUGUGUUAUGGAUGUCCUAGGGAAGCCAACGAACUUGGAUGGCUGUAAAUUAGGGGUGCCUGGAUAUUACCACGAAAUGGGCUGCUAUCAAACCAUUUCUGGCCCAAUGAACAGACAUGCUUGGGGUGUUGCCUGGUUUGGAUUUGCCAUUCUUUGCUGGGCUACAUGGGUCCUUCUUUGUACGAUGUUCUACUGGUGCCGAAUUGAAUAUUAAAAAAAAGCAACGUCUAGUCUAUUUGUUGCCCUUGGAGAGAUGUUUCCCCCACUCCCUUUUGUUUAUAUGAUGGCUGCAUGAUGUAUAUUUCUCUCUGGAAGUUUCGAAGAUCUCUCCUGAACCUUUCCUGUCCUUCUGCACAGUGCCUUUCACAUCCCUCCUUUCAACCAGGCAUUGACACUCACAAGAUGGAAAAUGAGUAGUCUGUUGUGUGUGUUGAAAUUUUCUCUUUGUUAAACACCAUUGGUUGACUAUACAAUGCCUAGAGAUGGCAAUGCAGGAAGACAGAACUCCAGAUACAUCAACCAGGUUGAAGCCACUUGUCUGGAGCAAGUAUGUUUCAAGCUCCAUCAAGUAUUACUAAAAUCAUAAUUUUCCACUUCUUUGUGAAUGUGUGUUGUCCUUUUCUCCAUUGCAGUGUAUGGACUACUUUUAAAGGGAACCAAUAUCUGUUAACAUAUAUGAGACAAGAAACAAUUUACAUGAAUCUAGAAAAUUUGGCUCCAAAGAGUGUUAGUCUGUUCAUUGUAGUGAUCACUGAACUACAUUUGUGAAGAAAGGGCUACCUCUUUCUGUUGAUCACUGAUAUCUAAG